Xyrichtys novacula (pearly razorfish) is the source of this 17894-nucleotide messenger RNA. NCBI's taxonomy places the organism in Eukaryota, Metazoa, Chordata, Actinopteri, Labriformes, Labridae. The record is from the annotation of a GenBank genome assembly.
CAGUCAUGAAAACUUGAAACUCUCACAAACACAAACACACACUCUCUCUCCCUCUCUGUCACUUCCUGGAUCCAGCGGGUCUGCUGUGGAAACUUUGGUCAGAGUGUUGAUCCAGGGAGGGAGGGGGGAUCUCCGGGAGCCUCCAGCAGCCUCACACACGGAUCAGACCCGCGGCUCGUAGCUCCGGGAUGGCGGCCGUCAAGGCGCUGCAGCAGUGGUGCCGGAUCCAGUGCGACGGGUACCGGGAUGUGAACAUCACCAACAUGACCACUUCGUUCAGGGACGGCUUGGCUUUCUGCGCCCUGAUCCACAAACACAGACCCGACCUCAUGUGAGUAAAACACCCGGAGACAGCAGGCAGCAGCUGGGGGAAGUUUGUAAAGUCCGAUUUUAGUGAACACACCAUUAUGCUUCAGUUCUAUCUAUAACCCACUAAAAGUUCAGGAGAAGAAAAGUCUGCUGGGUCUGACUUUGGCUGGUCUUUUUAGAAAGCAGAAGCAGGAGCUCAAACUGGCCCCCAGGAGGACCAGAAACCACAUUACAGCUCUGUUUGGUUUUCAUGUUUCUCCACUGCUGAGUAACUUCACUGAAUAUUCAGGUCAUGUCUGAUUUGUAGACUUCUCAGACCUGAGAACUCAAAACUAAAGCCACAGCAGAUCCAGGUCUAGUGUUCUGAUCAUCUGUCAACAGCUGUGGUGAUUUCCUGAGCUAAAAUGUCAAGAGAUAGGGGAGACUGGGGCGUGUUGUCACACUUUUCACACUCUUAAGGUCCUUUCACACCGGGACCGCUUUUGUCGUGCGAUCAUUUCGGACGUCCCUGUGAAAUUGUGGCUUUUUUUUUUUCAUAUCAUGGUCAAUUUUUCCAAAGUUUCACAUACUGUGUGUCCACUUCUGACCAAUCAGAUUUUGUGUUGUUGCGACGUCAGAUUCACCGGUAUAUCCAACAUGGCCGACCGACUGAUUGUUUACGUGUCGGAGAACAGAGUGAUUUUUGAUAAAAGACACAAAUAUUACAAAGAUAACGACCUGAAGGACAACUUGUGGAGAGUCAAAGUGUUGGAUUUCUCAUAUGACGAUGGUUUGUGUGCUUUAACAGUUUGAUAAAUGUCUUUGUUUUAACUUUCAUCUGUGCUAAUGUAAGCUAACGGUUGUUACCAUAGUUUCAUGUGCUUAUCUGGUACUGACCCCGACUCGGUACAUAUGAUCAUGACAGAAAGCCAUCGCAACACCAGUGUCUAGUGUCUGGAGCUAAUUGUUUCAGCAGAACUUCAAAUUGUCAAAUGGACGUCCGAAAAUAGGUUCUGAAGCGACCGUGGUCCAGUUUCAGCUCCUGAACCAAGCAGUGAAACUCACCAAGUUCUCGUCUUUUUUGUAAUAUUGGAUGCAUGAUUGUGCUACAUUUCUUUUUCUUUUGAUUAAGCAAAAGAAGUACCAAUUCGCCAUCACUUGAAGUUGAAGUGAUUUUUGUCUUCCACCUGGGACGCUGUUGGAUGGUAAGGGAAGGGCCCGCCCUCCUUCGCCUCUGAUUGGCUAUAAGUGCUGACCGUUUGGCUUAAGCGUGUGAUGACGUCCCCACCUUUUCUGGCCCUGGUCUCCCCUACGUCUAGUUUAGUCUCCUAAAUCUGGGGUUAUGAGCCCUUUAAUAUACUAAAGGGCCAAUCUGAAAAAUAAUACACGGAUUUAUAACAAAGAAAAGCUGGACUUGACCUGGUGAAAACAUUACCAGAGUAAAUAUAAAUAAAUGUAUAUUACUCAGUAUUGCAAUCCACUUGAUUUAUACUAAAUAAAUCCUCUGGCUGUGAGUUUUCAAAAGCAGCUCGUAUGAAUAAAUGCGGUUUGCGCUGUUUCAUCACUCUGAAAUUUCUGGACGCCGAGUCUUUUGCAAUCAAGCCCCUGAUAGAGCAAUCAUCUUUGUUUCCAUAACAACCAAAACAGCUUGCAUGCUGGCGCGUUAUUGGGCCGGUACACUGACAGACUUGACUUGAGCAAUCAAAAACAAACUCCCAACAGCACUUACAGGAAACUGUUCAUCACACCCCAGAGAUGAAAGUUUCAAGUUUGUGGUUGAAAAUCCAAGUAUGACAGAGCUGUAGUUAGUCGUUCAUAAGACAAAUAACCAAUAUUUUAAACGCAUGUAUCAGAUUUUCAUAAUAUUGAUCGGUCAGUAGGUGUAAACAUCCAAUAUAUCGGCAACCAUCGUUGUUUUGGAUUCACGACAAAUGUUGAUCAUCAGUUUUAAAAGUGUCAGAAGGCCGCUACAGCUACCUGCAGAUACUUCUUGGGACUCUGAACAUCGUAUUCAGACGUAAAGAGAUAACCAGUGUGUUAUAGUGUCGAGGGUGAGAUAAAAGAGCCAAAGGUUUACCCCAAUUACUAGUACAAGGUCUCCUCCAUUACACAACCCCAUGUGAUCAGGUUUGAUUCUCUCCAAAGUGAACUGUUUUCAGAUGUUUGAAAUGAAGAUUCAGACUCAAAGCUUGAAGUCAGAGUUCUACAGGAUCUCUUGUAGCGUCUGUCCCUGGACUAACAGGGGGAUUCCUCCUGUGAAUGAUGGUUAAUAUUUCUCCCUGACAGCUGUGGAGUUUUAUCUCUCCAUGCUCUGCCUUCAUUUCAUCGUCACAUACUUGAUUGGAUUGACUCACUAUCUCUGGUUGAACUUUGACCGAUGUCAUGCCAGGACAUCGAGGCAGAUAAACCGACAUUAGUUUCACUUUCAGAUGAGGCGCAGCUGCUCCAGAUGUUUCUAUUCUAGUUUUUACUUUCAGCCUGACGGCACAGUUCAUGUUUAGAUGUUAAAUAUCAUCUCAAGGUUUCAGUUUAUGAAUGCUGGCUGCUCUGAGUGUCAGCUGUGUGACUCUGCAGACUGAACUCUGUGACAGUCGGUCACACUGUCUGUCAGGAUGUAUGUUGCAUGACUAAAUAACACAUGUUCUGUCCACGCUGCUCGUCAACAAAUAAAUCAGUGAAGGAAUCUGGAUCACAUGACUCUCUUACUCUUUUUUUUCCUUUUUCUGUUGCAGCAACUUUGAUUCUCUGAAGAAGGAAAACGUCUAUGACAACAACAAACUGGUAAGACGUGUUCUGCAUUUACACUCUGAGUGUGUGUUUCCUGGGGUUUCUGAACACUUACUAAGACAAUGCAACACUCAUAAGAGUCAGUAUGGAUGAUACCAACAUUGAUUUUUAAACGUCAAACAGUGAGACAAAAUCUCUGAAAGGAUUUUGGGGCCCAAACAUGUCUUUUGAAAUCCCAUAAAUGUUAUGAAACAUCACAAGUUAAAGAAAUGCACAAAAUAAUCACGUAAUGUCAAUAAGACAGUGAAGAUUGGAUUGGUACGUUGGUAAAAUAAAGGAUCUUUCAUGAGGAAAAAUACGUGAUUUAAGAUUUUUUUAGCCUUAAAUGUAAUCUGUGACUUUUUAAGGAUCUAUGACUCUGCUCAGCUGUUCCUGCUUGUGUGGCUUCUAGCACUUUGUCGAGAUCUUGGUACCAUUCUGGGGUAUCUCCCAUUUUGGGCCAUUUGAUUCGUUCCCUCGCAGGGUGGGUUUGGCUCUCUGGGGAGGCAUUAGGUGGGUCCCUCCCGAGGUCUUGAGGUGACACAGGUGCUAAGAGAUCUCCAGUACUGUGGGGUGCUUCCUGCCAGGAGCUCUCACUAUGUGCUCCCUCUGUGCGCCGCUCCUGUGACCCUUCCGUCAGGGCUCCUCCACAGACUAGCGGCUGCUGGAAGAGAGUGGGUCAGUUGUGUUUAGUCUCUUUGCUAAAGAAAUUAGGCAAAGCUAAAAAGAUGUUUGGUGUCUAGUACUAUGUCUGUGACCCUAUAUGUCCUGCUGAUGAAGUUAGGUGCUGUUCUGAGCAUUAUUUGUGGCUAUAGAGUGGCGUUUUGGUUGAGGUUUGUGCUAGGAGAUGUAGACCGCUGUGUAUUGCUAUCGUGCCGUCGUUACUAAAGUUGGUAUAACGAGAGAAGCAAGUAGUCGGCAACAAUCAUCUCUCGAGCGUCUUUGACAAUAACUUAAAUUUACACCAGAAUAUCCCUUUAAAGUCAGGAGGUAAGCACAGUCAGGACAGCUUCGAUAAAAAACGACAGACUUGACUUUUAGUUCUGGAAAUGUGCUCUCUAAGACAUUUGAAGUUGUCUUCUGAGAUUUUACGGACAGAUGUACACAAAGCAAUCAAAAAUGUGUUCAUCACUCCGUAUCAGCAGCUUCCUCCUCACUUCAAGAUGUCCGAGUUCAUAUGCUGCUGACAGAGGAAGUCAUUGCCAAAUAUAGAGUGUUUCAACCCGGCACUUGGAUGCUGGCUGCUGUGUUACAUUCUUAGUCUUUAGUUUUUCUCCCUGGAGCUUCAUUUUUGGACUCUGAGGUCUGUGACUGAAAAACACUCCACAUAAACUUUCACUCUUUAGUUUAUAAGAAGUCAAAGAUUGAAUUAGCGGUUAUUUUACGAUCUUAAUUGAGAGGGAGGGGCAGGUUGGUCUUAAAGGCAGGUGUAAACUAUAACAGAUGAAAGUGCGUCGGGGAACAGUGAAGUAAGCUCUGUUAUUUUGUUAUUUCUCCAAGCAGGUUGGCGUGUCUCUUCUUGUUGUUUUUUCUGCUUCCUUGGAAUCGCUGAAUGAGAUUCAGGUUCGGGAAUUCCCUACUUACCAAACGCACAAGCUGUGGAGGUUCAAAGUGGUCUGAAGUUUCACUUUUGAUGAAAGCAAAAGCAAGAAAUGGACCUGGGCAAAGAUUAACUUAAGGACAAGGUUAUCUAUGAGGGACUGGGAUGAACAAAUACCAUCCCAUAUGAAGAUUUGUACUUCCAGAAGAAGGUCAAAUGUUUCUUUAUCAAAAGGAACCACCUGUCCCUCAUUUUAGGAGACUGAAGGCAAGGACAUUUCAUUCAGUUCAGAGAAAUUUAAAGUUUUUUACGUUACACAACAAAUGCAUCACGACAGGAGGCAAAAGACACGGAUUAUACGAGGAUUUUUUUUUUUUUUUUUUUUGCAAGACAACUAAAAGCAGAAACUUAAAAAAAAAAUUUAAUUCAAGAAAACUUUCUGUUUGACUUUUAAUCCACAAAAUAUGUGCAAAUCAAGUCGUCAGAGAUUGUUGAAGUUCUCUAAAUUUGCCCUUGAGGCCUUAAAUAAAUCUAAUAUCUACUUUGUUGUGAUUUGUUGUCCUUUUUUAAUUCAGGCGUUCAGCGUCGCAGAGGGUGAGUUGGGGAUUCCAGCGUUGUUGGAUGCUGAAGACAUGGUGGCUCUGAGGGUUCCUGACCGCCUCAGUAUCCUCACAUACGUCUCUCAGUACUACAACUACUUCCACGGACGCUCCCCGAGUGAGUCCCAAUGUUUGACUGUUUCCAGCUCUGCUCUGAACCCUCGUUCCUCCUCUGAGGGGUUUUAAUUCUUCUGCUCAUCUGUGUGUUUGCUGCAGUCGGUGGUUUGGGGGGUAUUAAACGCCCCGCUGAAGCUCCUGCAGGGGAACCGUCGGGGAAGAAGAACCAGCCGGUGAUGUCUAAAGUGUUUCCCUCUUCUAAGCCCGCUCGGGAAAACAGCCCUCCCCCCUCCUCCAACAUCACACGACCCCCUCCUUCUCCAAGGCAAAGCAGAGAUGCAAAACAGGUAAUGCUGGCGGACUGAAUGCUUGACGUACAUAUGUUGUGCAGAUGUCUUCCUUGGUGAGAAAUGUAGAAAUUUGUUGAGUCAAUUAUUUGACAAAACAACCAAAACUCCUCACAUGACCUCAAACACGGUUACUCAGCUUUCUCUGAACUGUUUCCUCUUUUUUCUCUUCAAGGAUGUUCCUGUUGAGAAACCUCAUCAGACGGGCACCUUGAGUAACAAAUGUGUCUCUUGCAAUAAGCAUGUUCACCUAGUGCAGAGACAUCUAGUGGACGGGAAGCUCUAUCACAGGCACUGCGCAAAGUAAGUGGAGGCUUGUGUGUGCAAUCACAGUGCAAAGACAGUUUUUAGAUCAAAUACAACAACAAAAGUGUGUUUACAUAAUCCUUUUGUAUCUAAAAUGAGCACUUAGAGCAAAUAUGAUGGUUUAAAAAGGAUGCAGCAGAAAGAAACAUGCUGGACACUCACAGGAACCAUCAUGUAGGACUGGACAAUGUGGUCUAAAAGCUUAAACUCUGAUUGUUUCAAAGUAAACCUGAUUCAUGAUUUUUACCUUGGAAAGGAGGAACCUUGGAGGAAAAUCUCCUCCAGCUCUGUGGAGAUCCUUUCUGGUUAUACGGAUGAAGCAGGUCAACUUCAGAAUUUUAUUUGACCAUAAAAGUCUCAAAUUGGUUUUAUUGGAGUGUCGUAGCCAAGACAGCAGCAGCACGCUCCAACAGAGUUAGACACGACUGUUAUAAAACAGGUCAACACUUCUUUAAUUGCAAAGCAGAAAGUCAACAGUCAAAGCAUCUACAUCCUGAUGCAUCUUCCUCUUAAUGCCUUCAAACUGCUUUUAAACAACCAGAGAGCAAGUUAAGAAAAGUCUGAUAAAAAGUGAUUUAGCCUGUAUGUAGACAGUGCAGGCUCUGAGAUGAUACAUGCAUGUAUAAAACAUCUCUUAUGUCACACAGGGGCUUAAAAGAAGCAGCAACAAGUCUUUGCAGGAAAAAAAAGGUGACUUAUUUCUAAAAUAGACGGCACGUCUCAGCUACAACUUCUUUAAAGGUGGCAGUAUAUGAAGUCGAAAGACAAGAGGGUCAUCGAUGAAAAAUCUCCAGUUUUUAUGAGAAGAUGCUGAGAUGUGUUAACAGACGUCAGGUUCAGAGGUUUAGUUUUUGAGUUUGUGAACGUCAUGAAUUUAAUUUAAUUUGUAAUUGACUAAUGAAAUGAGUCUGUUAUUAUGUCAAAAGCAUCUACUGUGUUGGAGCUGAUCUGCAUAUCGAUAAACCUGGCUUUUCCGCUGUAUGUUUGGGCACCAUAUCUUGAUGAUAUGUGUCUCAUCAUCAUGCUCCUUUCUUCUCAUGUUGGCUUAGUCUUGAUCAUCUCAUAGUGACACACAUUCCUCCUAAUUGGCCAAAACAGAGAUUACAGGAACUUGUGCACAAAAAGAGCAAGAUAAGAGCUGUUUGCACCAUCACUGUAUGUCUGUGUGAACUACUGUUGUUGUUGUUGUUGUUGUUGUUGUAGCAGAUGACUGUCUCACAUGAAUCUGGUUCUCCUCAAUUUUUCUGUCUCACAUGAGUCUGGUUCUGCUUGAGGUUUCUGUCUCACAUGAGUCUGGUUCUCCUCAAGGUUUCUGUCUCACAUGAGUCUGGUUCUCCUCAAGGUUUCUGUCUCACAUGAGUCUGGUUCUGCUCCAGGUUUCUGCCUAACUCUGGUUCUCCUCAAGGUUUCUGUCUCACAUGAGUCUGGUUCUGCUCAAGGUUUCUGUCUCACAUGAGUCUGGUUCUGCUAGAGGUUUCUGUCUCACAUGAGUCUGGUUCUGCUCAAGGUUUCUGUUUCACAUGAGUCUGGUUCUGCUAGAGGUUUCUGUCUCACAUGAGUCUGGUUCUGCUUAAGGUUUCUGUCUCACAUGAGUCUGGUUCUGUCUAACAUGAGUCUGGUUCUCCUCAAGGUUUCUGUUUCACAUGAGUCUGGUUCUGCUCAAGGUUUCUGUUUCACAUGAGUCUGGUUCUGCUCAAGGAUUCUGUCUAGCAUGAGUCUGGUUCUGUUCAAGGUUUCUGCCUGUUAGAGAAAGUUUCCUCUCUACACUUCCUCACUAAACGCUACAAAGUGUUCUGUCAUGGUGGAUUAAGAUGGCAUAAGAGUGGGUCUGAUAUUGCUAGAUCAGACUAAAGCUGGACUUUAUCUUGAGAUAGCAUCUGUUUUGACUCGGCUCUAUAUAAACAAAGACUGUUUGAUUGUUUGAUGAUAGACGAUCAUGUAAAAAUGAAGUGGGGAAGCCGACCGUACACAGAAACAGAAUUUCUCCUUUUUCUUGUCUUUCAGGGCGCUGUCUCCUACAGGCACACUGACGCCUCUCAGAGAUUUACCCACAAACACUGCGGUAUCUAAAUUCUCUGCUCUACCAGACACCCCCAAAUCCAGCUUGACUACUCACACCCCCUCCAGACCAGGACCAGCCUGGCUGCCAGAGAAACCCAGCACCCCGUCCACCUUUACCAGCUCGAUCUCCGCUUUCUCUCCAUCCAUAACUCCCUCAAGUACGACUCCUGCUGUGAAAGAGAAUCAGACGUCUUCAGGAGUCUCUAAACCCACACCUGCACAGACUACCUGUGAACCCACUUCCACUACCACCACAUCCAUAAACAACAAGCCCACUCCUGCGCCUCGCACCUCAGCCACGGCCGCAAAGACACUGCAGUCCAAACUCAACUUUUUCCAAUCGGAUAACACGGCGAAGGAUGAGGACAAAAAGACCCCGACCUUGAACACUGAUAUCAAAAAAGAUCCAAAAGUGACGGAGAAGGCAGAGGAGAAAAAGACGACAGUGGUAAAUAUUGACUUAAAAAAGGACACAAAAGUGAGUGAUAAUGACAAGGAAAAGAAGACCACAGCCACAGUCACUGAUGUCAAGAAAGAUAUGAAACCAGCUGAGAGAGCUGACACUACAUACAAAGAAGAGAAAAAAAAUGCUUUCAACUUUUACUUGAAAAAAGCCACUAAACCAGCUGAGAAAGCUAACACUGCUAAGGACAAAGACAAAAAGACUGCGGUGGUAAACGUUGACAUAAAGAAAGAUAAGAAUGUAACUGAUAAGGUCCUGGAGGCCUCAGCAGGCCAGGCUGUGACUGUGGUUGUAAAUGUUGGCAAGAAAGCAACAAGUAUAAGCUCAAACUCAGGUGUGGGGAAGGAGGAAACAGCAGCUGGAGAUUCAGGGAAGGUGAGUGAGAGCGGGAAGACGAAAGCUUCAGCGGCUGCCUUCAUAUCUAAAAAACUGACCGAGGAGAACAACAAUAACAGCAGUAAACCAGCAUGGACGACUGUGGCACUGAAGAAGACGGAAAAGUGAGUCAUCUAAGCGCACAACACAACACCUGUUGAUAUCUUGCUUUAGCCUGACCCCUACUGGUGAAUAAGUGCUUUUUUUUUUAAACCUCUCAUCAGCCCUCCUCAAGAAGAGACUCCAAAGACGGAGACAAAGAAAGUCCGAGGGAGAGUGAAGCUGAAAGCAGACCGUUCACUCCUCGAGGAUCUGCAGACUCCAGAACCUCCAGUCCCGACCAGCAGGUCUGGACUCUGGGCCAGAAGUCCAGAGAGAGGAGGAGGCUCCAAACCCAGCAGCGUUUCUCCAAACAGAUCAGGUGAGCACUUCACUUAAUAAACAUACAAAAGUUGAUUAAAAUCAUGUGUUUAUUAUUGAGCAACAUGUGGAGGUUGUGUGAUUAAAAUGAGUGAUCAGUGUUUAAAUAAACAGGUAGGGACAUUUUAUUUAAAAUAUGACACUUAUAUAAAAGGAUGUAAGAUCACAUACUAAAUACUUACAUGGUCAAAAUAAUGAACUGUGUUUUAUUUUACCCAGAUUGAACUUUUAAAGGAGCAGUUUCACACAUUUUGCAAAUAUUAUUUUAAAUUAAGGGUAUGAUGACUCAAAACAAACAUUAGACAAAGAAAGACAAAGUUUUUCUAGAGUGUAUUUCAGUCACAGACUAAACCGUUUGACUUAUACGCUAAAUACAAUACCAUUUAAUUUAAUUUUAAAUGACACAAUGUGAUACGAUAUGAUUCAAUUCUACAUGUUUUGAUACCGUAUGAUAUAAUAGGAUACAAUGCAAUUUUAUACGACUUAAUUUGAUUCAACACAAUGUGAUACAAUUUGAUUUAUUACAAAAACAAUAUCAUUUUAUACAAUCUGAUCCGAUCCAAUAGGAUACAAUUUGAUGCAAUAUGAUAGAAUAGAAUACAAUAUGAUACAAUUCUACAUGUUACGAUUCUUUGCAAUUUGAUACAAGAUACAAUACUAUACAAUUUGAAAGGAUGUAAUACAUAUUAUACGACAAAAUGAUACAUUACAAACCGAUACAAUAAGACGAUUGAAAACAAUACAGUAUGACACAAUAUAACAGGACACCGCAGCAGGGGAAAAAAGAUACAACACAAUGUGAUGAGAUUAGGACAAUAUAGUGUGCAGUAAUGAAAUGUGUUGUGCUGGUUUGUAAAUAUUUUUAAUUCGGAACAAUCCUUUAUGGAACAACAGUAUAAUCUGACAGAUAGAGUUUAUACACUAUCAGAAACAGAACAAUAGGAAAUGAUAUGGUGUGAUAGGAUAAGAUAGGGUACGAUAUAAAGUGAUGAAAAACCCAAACAGUAUUAAAUAAUCGAUAUAAAAUGAGGGGAUGUCUUGUAAUACAGUAUGAUAUAAUGUGAUGUGCUGCUAUACAAUCCAAUUAAGAUGGGAUACUAUACGAUAAGAUUAAAUUUGUUACGAUGCGAUUAAAUUCGAUACGAUGCGAUUAAAUACGAUACGAUUAAAUUUGAUAAGAUACGAUUACAUUCGAUAUUAUUAAAUUCGAUAUGAUAUGGUUAAAUUCGAUACGAUUAAAUUUGAUAUGAUACGAUUAAAUUCAAUAUAAUUAAAUUCGAUACAAUACGAUUAAAUACGAUAUGAUUAAAUUCAAUAUGAUGGGAUUAAAUUUGAUAUGAUGCGAUUGAUUCGAUACGAUGCGAUUAAAUUUGAUACGAUAGAGGCCAGCUUCCUAGCUUGUCAGAGAUACUAGCCCACCUUUUUUGUUGGGUUUUUUGCGUUCACACCUGACAGCACUGAACCUGAGGAUGACCUCAUUUAGUACAAACAUUGUGCUGCAUGUUGAGCUAAACAAGAUAAUUGGGUCACACUCACUGAACUUUACAGACGUAUCUUUUGUAAUGACUAUCUUUACAGAGAUGUGACUCAUUUGAUAUCCUCCUUUUCUUCAUGACACAACCGUAAAAGUAAGAACUGAAAUGGAUGUUUUGUUUGAUGACGGAACUGAAACUGAAAGUUUUUACGAUUUCUUUGUUUCAGCAGCAUCAGAGAACGAGUGUCCUGCAGACUGGAGGUCAAAGCUGAAGCCUGUAUCCAAAGACACAAAGUAAGACCAGCUUUAUCGCCUGUUUCCUGUAGCUUCCUCACAGUUUUAUGCUGCAGGUUAAUUCCUUUCCACUGGCUCAGUUCCUGAAUUCAUAGUUGCAGCGGGGAUUAUCUGUAGGUGAGCAUGCUCACAGCUUAUCGACAUGAUCAAGUGCGAACCGUGUAAAGCUCCUUUCUCCUCGAUGUCCUGUCCAUCCAUCCAUCCUAUGAUUCACUCCUCCAUCCAUUUAUCCAACCACUCCUCCCGCAGGAAGCCUGUACCUGCUGCUCCUCCAAAUGUCUCCACCAUCACUCGUAGUCAGAGCUUUCUGUCUCUCUCCUUCCGCCACAUGCAUGUGAUCUCCAAAUGGUGUCAGGACUGAGUAGAGUCCUCCGUGGUGCAGCAUAUGCUCAGUGCUCGCAGCUCCUUCCCCCAGAUGACCUUUUCUCCCACCUUCAUGAAUCAGAGCUAAGAAACGCAGCGAGACAGGAAAGGAACUACCUGUAUGAGCUGAAAUACGGCCAUUUAUUAAACCCUGUCUCUCUUUGUCUCUGCCUCAUCCACAGACCAGCUGCGCCCCCGCAGUCCUCAACCAAACCGUGGGCUAAUGGAGCUGGAAAGGCGCAGACUUCAGGGCCAUCUCCCUCCCCUGCCAUCCUCACCCCGAGCAUUUCUGUCUCCCCGCCAGCGUCAAAGGGUAACACGCUCACCUGUGGUCUCACACACCUGAAGCCUUUUUUCCCCCCUCUAUUCUACAUCUGUUUAAUGUCCCUCUCUUUGUUUUUAAGAAUUCCUGAGUGACCAGAAAGACCCGGCUGCAAACAGCACCCCGUCGGAGACAAAGUCUGUCAAGGUGAUUUCUGACACCUUGAAGCUUUACCCUCAAAUAUAGCUGAAAGUGGAGAGUGGGGAGUUAAAAUCAUGUAUUUUGUUUAACCCGUCCCUGAUUUUCAGACUAAACCGGAAAAAAUUCGGAAAGAGGACAUCUUCACGGAGCUGCAGAAGAUUGAGGAAAACCUGAAUGAGUUGGAGAAGAGAGGGGUGGAGCUGGAGCAGAGACUUCGCAGCAGUGAGGAAGGUGAGAUAAACGCACACGUCUGUAUGAGCCUCCUCUUCUUCAAAAAAGAGGCAGAUUGACCAGAAGAGGAGGACGUGGGAUUAACUGUGUGUGUGUGUGUGUGUGUGUGUGUGUCAGACGGAGAAGAUGACUCUCUCAUGGAUGAACUCAUGGUCGAGUGGUUCAACUUGAUCAGGAACAAGCAGGUGGCCAUGCGCUGGGAGUCUGAGCUGGUCUACAUGUGAGUCCACACAAACACACAAACACUAAAGGGCCAUGCCACUAUUUAGCGGCGGGUGAAACAGACUUGCAGCCAGAAGGUUGACAGUUUGAAUUCCCAGUGUCCUCCCUGCUCCGGCCCUCAGCGGGACGUCCUGGAGAAGAGACAGCUCCACCCCCCCCUGCUGGCUGCAGUGGAGUGAAAGAGUGAGGCAGGAUGCUGCACAUGUACUGCAGUUAUUCCUGUUAUACGUGUAUGGAAAAGCGAACCUUUUUUCUCAAUUUUUUUUUAUUUGCUGUUUUUCGGGCUAAUUUUUUUUAUCUUUCUGUCUUUCAGACAAUUUUUUUCGGCUUUUUUUUUCAAUUUUUUUUGUUCUGUUUUUUUUAUGUACACAUUUUUUUAACCCUCUUUCUGCUUUUCAGACAAUUUUUUUUCAGUUUUACGUACUAUUUUGUACUAUUUUGUACUAUUUUGCGUCUGUCUGAUUUUCUUGCUAUAAAAGAAAAAAAAAUGUCUGAAUAAAAGAAGAGAAAAAAACCUCUGAAAGACAAAGAAGAAAAAAAAAUUUCUGAAUAAAAGAAGAGAAAAAAAACUGAAAAACAGAGAAGAAAAAAAAUUGUCUGAAAAACAGAAAGUAAAAAAAAUUGUUUAAAAAACGGAAAAGAGAAAAAGUCUGAAAACAGAAAAGAAAAAAAAUUAGUCUGAAAAACAGAAAAAAAUUUACUUUGAAAAACAGCUUUUUUUUGCAGUGAAUCCAUAUGCUUCCAUAUACAUAAGUGUUAAAACUGGAGGGACAAUUAUUUUUAUACUUUAUUUCUGCAACUUUAUUUUUUUCCACCUUCUGCAAAAUUUGGAGUUAAAUAUAAAUGAACAUCUGAUUUCCUGGUCAUCUUAACAGAGAUUUAAAAUUCAGUCAAAAAUGAGUUCAUUUUAUCUGAUAUAGAUGAACACUGGAUCACAGAGUCUGCAGAACUAGCUCAGAACCAUCCUUGGUACCUGUCACACACAGCUCUGGGCAGAGGAUCCUGUCUCAGUUAAACCAGACAGAGUCUACACAUCUGGAUCAAAAUACCCUCCAAACACCAUCAUCUUAAAAACCUAAAACGAUGUGAUUGAAUUUCAGUGGAAGAACCCAGGACCUGGAGGAACAGCAGCCCAGUGUGGAGCAGGAGCUCAGGAGGCUGAUGGAGAAACCAGGUGAGUGUUUUGGAGGAAACCGAAUCAACACAACAUAAAAUAGAAGAACCUUCAGAAACUCAACAGUGUUUGUGUUUCACCAGAACAUCUGAAAACAACAUGGGACAAGAAGAGAGAGGCGGAGCUGAUGGACAAGCUAAUGGAGAUCGUAAAUGACAGAAACGCUAUAGUGGAGGGUCUGGACGAGGACCGGAUAAGGUGGGUCUACACCUGAUCGUUUACUCCUGUAUAAUGAGACUUAAAGAUUGAAUAAUGGGGUGAUUUGUUGCCUAAAUUAUAAUCCAGAACACAUGAUCAAUAAUUAAGAUUUAAGACUAACAAUGCAAGAUUACACCAGGGCAAAUACAAAGAGCUGCAAACAUGCAAAGAUGUUGAUGAGCCAACCAAACGUUUACACUUUAACUGGAGGAAAAUAAAAACUUUUCAGUGUCGUUUGAACUUUUUAGUAGGAUAUAGGGCUGCACGAUUGAUUGAUUUUAAAUAGUAAUCGCGUUAUUUGAUUAUGACGACGUUAAAAAAAAUUAAAAUCAUCAAAUCGAUUUUCCUCUCGAUCAUGUCUCGCACCUCCAGACCACCGUAGGCUCCCCAGUUCCCACACACACCAGUGUAAACAAUCAUGGCGUUUGCAAAAGAAGGCCAUAAUUUCGUGGUUAAAUAGGACAAGAGCGAGUAAGUCGUGUGGAAUUGGUACGGCAGUAUCAACCCGUCCAUACGGAAACAAACUCAGGAGGAAACGCAAAAGUUGACUAUAAACAGUACUUUUUGAAAACGGGUCAGAGAGCGCACAAAUCCGUAAAUGACUAACACUUUUUAUGUGGAUGUCUAUCUGGUUCUCUGGAAACGAUCAUGUGACACACAGCGUAACUCUUUUAUGGCGCCUGAGCGUGUCAAAUCAACCUUUAUACUCAUGCUCUGUACUCUUCUUCUGUCUUCUGUGCAUUUCCUCUGCAGCGUUACAGCGCCACUCACUGGCUUGGCAUAUGCACUACAUCGUUUUCAGUGGUUUUGUUUUGAGAGAUGAUAGAAAGACUUUUUAUUUUUGAAGUGAAGUUUGGUGAAGUUGUCACUGAAUAAAAAAAUGAAAAUCGAGUUUUUAGAGAAAAAAAUCAGGAUUUAAUUUUUGGCCAAAAUCGUGCAGCCCUAGUUGGAAAUCCUGUGAUGGUAAAAACUUUAUACCUGUUGACUGACAGAGUGUGUGCGAAGAAACUGUUGUUAAUCUGUGUUUUGGUGCUUCAUUUUAGGGAGGAAGAGGAGGACAAAGAGCUGAACAAGAUGAUGAGGAAUUUCAGUGAGUGUCUCCAACACCUCCACAGGCCAAACACUCUGUUCAUUAGUUCUCCAAGCCCCCUGUGUCACUGCAACUUAGCUGGUUUAUAAAUUAUCCAAUUGAGGAUUUCCAUCAUGGACGCCUCUAAUUGAAGCAGAUAGAAUUCUCUUUGUGGGUUAUAUAGGUGUGUGUGUGUCUGUGUGUGUGUGUGUGCGUGCAUUUUUAAGGGCGGUGUUUUUACUUCAUUUGAUCUAAUGACUGCUAAUGGAAAAAGCAUCAAACAAAAAUGCCCCCCUCUCUUUGUCAGCGCUGUUUUUAUUAGACAAAUGGAUCAUGUGGCUGCUUAAUUUGACCCUCUGAUAGAGGAGAGUUAAAGCCAGCUUCAUUUGCAAUUCAUGACUGAAAAAGCGGGCCGGAAAAUGAGGAGAUUUAUUGAACCUCAGUGAAAGGUCGUUAUGCCACAGCGAGCGCAUGCAGACUGUGGGCUAAAGCCAUUUUAAUUUAAUGUAUUCAUAAAGUUAAUGCCAAAGUUUCACAGCUUGGUACAACUUUGAGGAUAAUCAUGUGUUAGUUUACACUCAUGUUGGAUUGGAGGAGAUAAAUCAAAGUUUGUACCUGACUCUUUGUGACCGACUCCCAGGUGUGAGUGAAGCCAUGUAAGGAGCAUGUAGCUGUGAAAUGUAGCCUGGUCAAACACCCCGUAACACCGAGUUAGACACCCCCUCCAGAGAUGAAUGUUGCCGACCGCUUGCUUCUCUAGUUAUACCAACUUUAGUAUCGCCUGCACGAUAGCAAUACACAGCAGUCUACGUCUCCACCAAACCGCACAAACUCAACCAAAACGCCGCUCUAUAGCUACAAAUAAUGCUCAGAACAGCACCUAACUUCAUCAACAGGACAUAUAGGGUCACAGCCAUAGUAUUAGCCACCAAACCUCCUUUAACUUUGCCUAAUUUCUUAAGCAAAGAGACUGAACACAACUCACCCACUCUCCUCCAGCAGCUGCUUGUCUGUGGGGGAUAAUAAUAAUUAUCGAAUCCAUAGACUGUAUACAGAAUAGACGCCUUCUGCCUCCUCACUGUGUGAAGCCACUUCGAGAACAGCACCCUCUGGUGACGGGCUGCAGUAUAGGUCAUAUACUGAGAGCUUUUUCGGCUUCAAAUCCGUAUACAGGCGGGAGGCGGAACUAAGUUAUCCAUAGUAUAUACAGUCUGUGGUCGAAUCUUUUGGAGAGCACAAAACUUCAGAGGGAGAAACCACACACUGCAGCAGAGUGGGGUUUUUUGGCAGUAUUACAGGACCAGUUGUGUGAGGAAAAAAGAAAAAGGAAGGAAGAAAAAAAUGGAGGCUAAAAGACAAAACUUUCACAAGAAACUCUGAGUAGGCCCCACAUUCGAGUGCAGAAAACCAGACUUCACAUCAGCGUCUCCAGACACCAAGUCUGUGAGUCUGUGAGACACAGAUUUUAGGAUUUCACUCUCAAACUCUGACUGGAGCUUGUGUGACUGUGAUCAAAAAAACCAAGGCUGAAAUGUCUCCUCAGAUAAUCCUAGAUAAUCAUAAUCAAAGUUUAAGUUCAUGGACUAACUUCUUCUUCUCCUUUAAGGCGUGAAGAAAGAGAAACCAAAGAAGAGGUCUCCGGUGACCAAACUCUUCAACUGGGGGAAGAAGAAGGAGGAAUGAUGAUGAUGAUGAUGAUGAUGAUGAUGAUGAUGAUGAUGAUGAUGAUGAUGAUGAUGUUCGAGGAGAAACACAGCGCUGCGUCUUCUCACUUUGACGUGUUUUCGCUGCUCUUGUUGUAGUCUUAAUGUCAGCGCACUCAGCCUGUGAUUCAGGGGAUAACACGAGGAGAGUGUGUGUGUGUGUGUGUGUGUGUGUGUGUGUGUGUGUGUGUGUGUGUGUGUGUGUGUGUGUGUGUGUGUGUGUGUGUGUGUGCGCGUGAGCGAUCUGUCAUUUUAAGCACUUAUAGAAAAAUGCCCUCCCUCUGUCGACGACAUCAAUCAAGAUCUGACGUUCCUCCUGCUGCAUACACACACUCUUAAACACACACACACUUCCACACACUCACAGGAAGAUGAUGUUGAGGGGUUAAUGACUCACCAGCAGUGAUGUGAUUGGGUUCAGUGCUCUAGUUGUUAGCUUUAAUACCCUUCCAGUCUUAAUCUGUCUACUUAACGCUGUCAAACACACACACAUUUUCACCCUAUAUAUAUAUUUUAACACUCACACACACACACUCCAGAUGCUCAUACAAGCUGCAGCAGCACAGAGGUCAGACAGCUGUUUGGCGCUCUCUGGUCUUGUUGUAGUCCACAUUACAAGUCUCCAGUGACUCGGGAUAACUUCAGGGUCUCGACACGAAACUCUUUCGUUGUAAAUUACUGCGUUUCUCUUUUUAAUCCGGACGUCGUCUCUGUGAAGAUUACAGUCAAAAACAAGAAAAAUGUAUGAAGUGAAAAACAACAACAUGACUUCUAACUUGAGAGGUGAAAAGAGGAAGAAAGGCAGAAAAACUUGAUUAUUGUGGCAGAAAAUUUAGACUUUUUUUCAGAUUUUUGCUCAAAUUUCUGCAGAUAGGACGGAUUAAAAGCACAAAUGGCUGAAACAAAUUAAAUUAAACUGGAUUCAACUGUUGCAGAGAUGAGAUUUAGAAGAAAACAGGUUCACUUAACGAUGAUUAAAAGCUUUUAACUGCAGGGUCAGGUCUUAACAAAUCACUGAUCCCCUUCACAGCAGACAAACUGACGCGUUUUAAGUCACUUUAACUUUUUUUUUUGUAAAUAUAUAAAAAUAUGUACAACUUUGGUUUUUCAAUUUCCUGUUUUUACUGACUAUCCAUCUCAGUCUCGUUUUCUACAGAUCAGCAGACUGAGUGGAUCUGGUUUUGGGUUUUGGGACUCCCAGGCUUUAAAACGAUGACUUGAGUUUUAGAAAAUCCCCCAGCUGGUCCAUAUUGGACCUGAAUUUGUACAUGAUUUUAAUGUUUAAGGGUUAAACGGGAGGAACUGGAGCAGACUUAAUUUUUUAAUGUUGAAGUGUUGCGACCAAACCACUCACAUUUCUAAAACAGCAACACAAAAUGUAACUCUGUGUGUGUAUAUAAUGUUCCUGAUUGUGUAAUUCUGAAUGAACUCAGCUGUAUAUUUUUGUGCAAAGUCGAAAUUAAAUAAAAAUGUAAACUUUA